UCAAACUCCAUAUUUUUCUUCGUCUCUGAUAUUCUCUUCAGUUCACCCUUUCUCUUCGCCUGAGGGCCCAGGAACCAGCCAUGGCUAGACAACAGUUGGGAGUGCUGAAUGCACUCGAUGUGGCCAAGACACAAUGGUACCAUUUCACUGCAAUUGUGAUCGCUGGAAUGGGAUUCUUCACUGAUGCAUAUGAUCUUUUUUGCAUCUCCCUGGUAACCAAAUUGCUCGGCCGUAUAUAUUACUAUGUUCCAGGCCAAACAAAACCUGGCACACUCCCUAUCAAUGUUGCAGCUGCAGUCAAUGGUGUCGCAUUUUGUGGAACUCUGUCUGGUCAGCUCUUCUUUGGAUGGCUAGGUGACAAGAUGGGAAGAAAAAAGGUCUAUGGGAUAACUUUGAUGCUCAUGGUUGUCAGUUCUAUUGCCUCGGGAUUGUCUUUUGGAAGCCACCCAAAGGGUGUUUUGGCAACUCUUUGUUUCUUCAGAUUCUGGCUUGGUUUUGGCAUUGGUGGUGACUAUCCACUUUCAGCUACUAUCAUGUCUGAAUAUGCAAACAAAAAGACUCGCGGCGCAUUUAUUGCUGCAGUGUUUGCAAUGCAAGGAGUUGGAAUUUUGGCUGGUGGGAUUGUGGCUAUAAUUGUGUCAAGUGCAUUUAAUCAUGCAUUCCCAGCACCACCUUACGACCAAGGUGAAAUAGCCUCAACUGUGCCACAAGCAGACUAUGUCUGGCGCAUAAUUCUGAUGUUUGGUUCUGUUCCUGCUGCACUUACUUACUACUGGCGAUUGAAGAUGCCAGAAACUGCCCGGUAUACUGCCCUGGUGGCGAGGAACGCAAAACAGGCUGCUGCAGACAUGUCAAAGGUUUUGAAUGUAGAUCUUGAAGCAGAGGAGGAUAAGGUAGUGAGGAUGUCUGAAAGCCAGACAAAUUCCUAUGGCUUGUUCUCCAAAGAAUUUAUGCGGCGGCAUGGAAUUCAUUUAAUUGGAACCACCACCACUUGGUUCUUCUUGGACAUUGCCUUCUACAGUUCAAAUUUGUUCCAAAAGGACAUUUUCACUGCAAUUGGAUGGCUUCCUGCUGCAAGAAGUAUGAAUGCUAUUUAUGAGGUCUACAAAAUUGCAAGGGCACAAACUCUCAUAGCACUAUGCAGCACUGUUCCGGGCUAUUGGUUCACAGUUGCUUUUAUUGAUAUCAUAGGGAGGUUUACCAUUCAAAUAGGCGGAUUCUUCUUCAUGACAGUCUUCAUGUUUGCUCUGGCCAUCCCAUAUAAUCACUGGAAGACUGAUAACCAUAUCGGAUUCGUUAUCAUGUACUCACUCACCUUCUUCUUCUCCAAUUUUGGACCUAAUGCCACAACAUUCAUUGUCCCAGCAGAGAUCUUCCCUGCUAGGCUAAGGUCAACAUGCCACGGGAUAUCAGCUGCAGCUGGAAAGGCUGGUGCUAUAGUUGGUGCAUUUGGUUUCUUAUAUGCUUCUCAAGACAAGGAUGUAGCACAGAGAGAUAGUCCAAGCUAUCCAGCUGGCAUCGGAAUGAAAAACACUCUCAUUGCUCUUGCCUGUGUCAACGCUGCCGGAUUGUUGUUUACUUUCUUGGUGCCUGAACCAAAGGGAAAAUCGCUUGAAGAACUAUCAGGCGAGAAUGAGGCUGAAAAUGGUGAGACAGAAAUGCAAGGCGCGUCUUCAAGGACAAUUCCUCUGUCAAUUUAGAUUCAGCACAAGCUAAUUAUAGCUGAAGUUUACUGUCAAACUUAUGUAUGUGUAUCCACAGUACUGGUUUUAUUUUCUUGUUCUUAGCUUCUCGUCUUGAUUUUCCUAAUUCCUGUUUGUGGGAUGCCAGUAUUGUUCCUUAUAGUACAAAUGUGGUGUGGGAUACCAGUAUUGUUUCUUAUGGUACAAAUGUGGUGUAAAAUGGGACUCACCGUCAGGGGCAUAUGGUGGGAGUGGGACAGAAUUUAAAUAAUACAAACAGUUGGGAUGA
Molecule: messenger RNA, 1971 nt
Organism: Rubroshorea leprosula
Lineage: Eukaryota; Viridiplantae; Streptophyta; Magnoliopsida; Malvales; Dipterocarpaceae
Source: the annotation of a GenBank genome assembly